This is a messenger RNA of Odocoileus virginianus texanus, 10311 nucleotides long. The record is from RefSeq and is a predicted model, not a curated record. NCBI's taxonomy places the organism in Eukaryota, Metazoa, Chordata, Mammalia, Artiodactyla, Cervidae.
AGGAGCCGCCGCCGCCGCCGCCGCUUGGGGGGGGUGGGGGGAGCGAGGAGGAAGUUAACUGCCGCGCCACCGAGUCCGGACCGGAGACUUUGGGGCCCAACUAGGGAAAGCAGCUUAAUCUCCAAAGGAGAUCAGACCUGGUCUCUACCAGCAGCAUUUGGGCCCUUCUCCCAGCAGACGGCAACAAAAAUUAGGCUCAUUUCUGAGAAGAUUGAUGAAUGGUAGUGUCUAGAAAGGGUAUGUCCCUUCAAGAGAGAGGUGCCAAUGUCCAACCGGCCUAAUAACAAUCCAGGGGGGUCACUGCGACGUUCACAGAGGAACACUGCCGGGGCCCAACCACAAGACGACUCGAUAGGAGGAAGGUCACAUUUAGGGCAGGCAAAACAUAAGGGAUAUAGCCCUCCUGAGAGUAGAAAAUCUAAUUCUAAGGCACCCAAAGUGCAGUCUAAUACUACUUCUGAACUGUCAAGGGGACACCUUUCUAAAAGAAGCUGCAGUUCGUCAUCUGCUGUCAUAGUCCCACAACCAGAGGAUCCAGACAGAGCCAAUACUUCAGAAAAGCAGAAAACGGGGCAGGUGCCUAAGAAAGACAAUUCUCGAGGAGUGAAACGCAGUGCUAGUCCAGACUACAACAGGACCAAUUCUCCUAGCUCUGCCAAAAAACCCAAAGCACUUCAGCAUACUGAAUCUCCCUCAGAAACGAGUAAGCCACAUAGUAAGUCAAAGAAGAGACACUUAGACCAGGAGCCACAACUGAAAUCUACACCAUCUCCAUCCACGAGCAAGGCUCAUACCAGAAAGAGUGGGGCCGCUGCUAGUUCACGGAGUCAGAAAAGAAAGAGGACAGAGAGUUCUUGUAUAAAGAGUGCUUCUGUGUCUGAAGCCACUGGUGCCGAAGAGAGAUCUGCAAAACCUACCAAGCUGGCUUCAAAAUCGGCCGCCUCAGCCAAAGCUGGGUGUAGCACCAUCACCGACUCGUCGUCCGCUGCCUCGACCUCCUCAUCGUCCUCUGCCGUUGCCUCGGCCUCCUCUGCUGUUCCACCAGGUGCCAGGGUGAAACAAGGAAAAGACCAGAACAAGGCCAGGCGUUCCCGCUCAGCAUCCAGCCCCAGCCCCAGGAGAAGCAGCAGGGAAAAGGAACAGAGUAAAACUGGUGGCUCUUCAAAAUUCGAUUGGGCUGCUCGCUUCAGCCCUAAAGUCAGCCUUCCUAAAACAAAACUGUCUCUUCCAGGGUCUUCUAAGUCAGAGACAUCCAAACCUGGACCUUCCGGAUUACAGGCCAAAUUAGCAAGUUUAAGAAAAUCUACCAAGAAGCGCAGCGAAUCCCCGCCUGCCGAGCUCCCCAGUUUGAGGCGGAGCACACGCCAAAAGACCACGGGCUCCUGCGCUAGUGCCAGUCGGCGAGGCUCUGGCCUGGGCAAAAGAGGAGCAGCUGAAGCUCGUCGACAGGAGAAGAUGGCCGACCCUGAAGGCAACCAGGAGACGGUGAACUCUUCAGCUGCACGGACAGACGAGACUCCCCAGGGAGCCGCAGCCUCUAGUUCUGUUGCAGGGGCUGUGGGCAUGACCACCUCUGGGGAGAGCGAAUCUGAUGACUCCGAGAUGGGACGGUUACAAGCUCUGUUAGAGGCCAGGGGUCUUCCCCCUCACCUGUUUGGUCCUCUUGGUCCUCGGAUGUCACAGCUUUUCCAUAGGACAAUUGGAAGUGGAGCUAGUUCUAAGGCCCAGCAGCUUCUGCAAGGACUACAAGCAAGCGAUGAAAGCCAGCAGCUCCAGGCCGUUAUUGAGAUGUGUCAAUUACUGGUCAUGGGGAAUGAGGAGACGCUGGGAGGGUUUCCUGUCAAGAGUGUGGUUCCAGCUUUGAUAACAUUGCUGCAGAUGGAGCAUAAUUUUGAUAUUAUGAACCAUGCCUGUCGAGCCUUAACGUACAUGAUGGAAGCACUUCCUCGAUCAUCGGCUGUGGUAGUAGAUGCAAUUCCUGUCUUUUUAGAAAAGCUGCAAGUUAUUCAGUGUAUUGAUGUGGCCGAGCAGGCCUUGACGGCCUUGGAGAUGUUAUCACGUAGACACAGUAAAGCCAUUCUCCAGGCGGGUGGUUUGGCAGACUGCUUGCUGUAUCUAGAGUUCUUCAGCAUAAAUGCCCAAAGAAAUGCACUAGCAAUUGCAGCCAAUUGCUGCCAGAGUAUCACGCCGGAUGAAUUUCAUUUUGUGGCGGAUUCCCUCCCAUUGCUUACCCAAAGGCUAACCCACCAGGACAAAAAGUCAGUAGAAAGCACUUGCCUUUGUUUUGCACGUCUAGUGGACAACUUUCAGCAUGAGGAGAAUUUACUCCAGCAGGUUGCUUCCAAAGAUCUGCUAACAAAUGUUCAACAACUAUUGGUAGUAACUCCACCAAUUUUAAGUUCUGGGAUGUUUAUAAUGGUGGUUCGCAUGUUUUCUCUGAUGUGUUCCAAUUGUCCAACUUUAGCAGUUCAACUUAUGAAGCAAAGCUUUACAGACAUUGCAGAAACGCUUCACUUUCUCCUGUGUGGUGCCUCCAAUGGAAGUUGUCAGGAGCAGAUUGAUCUUGUUCCACGAAGUCCUCAAGAACUGUAUGAGCUGACGUCUCUGAUUUGUGAACUUAUGCCAUGUUUACCAAAGGAAGGCAUUUUUGCAGUUGAUACCAUGCUGAAGAAGGGCAAUGCACAGAACACGGAUGGGGCCAUAUGGCAGUGGCGGGACGACCGGGGCCUCUGGCACCCUUAUAACAGGAUAGACAGCCGGAUCAUUGAGGUAGCAGCCCAUCAGGUCGGUGAGGAUGAGAUAAGCUUGUCCACUCUGGGACGAGUUUAUACUAUUGAUUUUAAUUCUAUGCAGCAAAUCAAUGAGGACACAGGAACAGCACGUGCCAUUCAGAGAAAACCUAACCCCUUAGCCAAUACUAACACUAGUGGAUAUUCAGAGUUAAAGAAGGAUGAUGCUCGAGCACAGCUUAUGAAAGAGGAUCCAGAACUGGCUAAGUCUUUUAUUAAGACGUUAUUUGGUGUUCUUUAUGAAGUGUAUAGUUCCUCAGCAGGACCUGCGGUCAGACAUAAGUGCCUUAGAGCAAUUCUUAGGAUAAUUUAUUUCGCGGAUGCCGAACUUCUAAAGGAUGUCCUGAAAAACCAUGCUGUUUCAAGUCAUAUUGCUUCCAUGCUAUCAAGCCAAGACCUGAAGAUAGUAGUUGGAGCCCUUCAAAUGGCAGAAAUCUUAAUGCAGAAGUUACCUGAUAUUUUUAGUGUUUACUUCAGAAGAGAAGGGGUGAUGCAUCAGGUCAAGCACCUAGCAGAGUCCGAGUCGUUGUUGACGAGCCCACCGAAGGCCUGUGCAAAUGGGUCCGGGUCCUUGGGGUCCACGCCAUCAGUCAACAGUGGGACAGCCACGGCCGCCACCAAUGCCUCGGCUGACCUGGGGUCCCCCAGCUUGCAGCACAGCAGAGACGAUUCUCUAGACCUGAGCCCUCAAGGUCGAUUAAGUGAUGUUCUAAAGAGAAAACGACUGCCAAAACGAGGAUCAAGAAGGCCAAAGUAUUCACCUCCAAGAGAUGAUGACAAAGUAGACAAUCAAGCUAAAAGCCCCACCACUACUCAGUCACCUAAGUCUUCUUUCCUGGCAAGCUUGAAUCCAAAAACGUGGGGAAGGUUAAGCGCACAGUCUAAUAGCAACAACAUUGAGCCAGCACGAACCGCAGGAGUUAGUGGUCUUGCCAGGGCCGCCUCAAAGGACACCAUCUCCAAUAAUAGAGAAAAAAUUAAAGGUUGGAUUAAAGAGCAGGCACAUAAAUUUGUAGAGCGUUACUUCAGUUCUGAGAACAUGGAUGGAAGCAACCCCGCAUUGAAUGUCCUUCAGAGACUUUGUGCUGCGACUGAACAACUCAACCUCCAGGUGGAUGGUGGAGCUGAGUGCCUUGUAGAAAUCCGUAGCAUAGUCUCAGAGUCCGAUGUUUCAUCGUUUGAAAUCCAACACAGUGGAUUUGUGAAGCAGCUGUUGCUUUAUUUGACAUCUAAAAGUGAAAAGGACGCUGUGAGCAGAGAGAUCAGAUUAAAGAGAUUCCUUCAUGUAUUUUUUUCUUCUCCACUUCCUGGAGAAGAGCCCAUUGAACGAGUAGAACCAGUGGGUAAUGCACCUUUGUUGGCGUUAGUUCACAAAAUGAACAACUGCCUCAGCCAGAUGGAACAAUUUCCAGUCAAAGUGCAUGACUUUCCCAGUGGAAAUGGGACAGGAGGCAGCUUCUCUCUCAACAGAGGAUCACAGGCUUUAAAAUUUUUCAACACCCAUCAGUUAAAAUGCCAGUUACAAAGACAUCCAGACUGUGCAAAUGUGAAGCAGUGGAAGGGUGGACCUGUCAAGAUUGACCCCCUGGCUUUGGUGCAGGCUAUUGAGAGAUACCUUGUAGUUAGAGGGUAUGGAAGAGUAAGAGAAGAUGAUGAAGACAGUGAUGACGAUGGCUCUGAUGAGGAAAUAGACGAAUCUCUGGCUGCUCAGUUCUUAAAUUCCGGAAAUGUGAGACACAGGCUACAGUUUUACAUCGGAGAGCAUUUGCUACCGUAUAACAUGACUGUGUAUCAGGCAGUACGGCAGUUCAGCAUACAGGCUGAUGACGAACGGGAGUCCACGGAUGACGAGAGCAAUCCUCUCGGAAGAGCUGGUAUUUGGACGAAAACUCAUACGAUAUGGUACAAACCUGUGCGAGAGGAUGAAGAAAGUAAUAAAGAUUGUGUUGGUGGUAAAAGAGGAAGAGCCCAGACAGCUCCAACAAAAACUUCUCCUAGAAAUGCAAAAAAGCAUGAUGAGCUGUGGAAUGAUGGAGUGUGCCCGUCUGUAUCAAAUCCUUUAGAAGUUUACCUCAUACCCACAGCACCUGAAAAUAUAACUUUUGAAGACCCGUCAUUAGAUGUGAUUCUUCUUUUAAGAGUUUUACACGCCGUCAGUAGAUACUGGUAUUACUUGUAUGAUAAUGCAAUGUGCAAGGAGAUUAUCCCAACUAGUGAAUUUAUUAACAGUAAGUUGACAGCAAAAGCAAAUAGGCAGCUUCAAGAUCCUUUAGUAAUCAUGACAGGAAACAUCCCGACAUGGCUCACUGAACUAGGAAAAACCUGCCCAUUUUUCUUCCCUUUUGAUACCCGGCAAAUGCUUUUCUAUGUAACUGCAUUUGAUCGGGACCGAGCAAUGCAGAGAUUACUUGAUACCAACCCAGAGAUCAACCAGUCUGAUUCUCAAGAUAGCAGAGUUGCACCUAGAUUGGAUAGAAAAAAACGUACUGUGAACAGAGAGGAGCUGCUGAAACAAGCGGAGUCUGUAAUGCAGGAUCUUGGCAGCUCACGGGCCAUGUUAGAAAUCCAGUAUGAAAAUGAGGUUGGCACAGGUCUUGGGCCUACACUGGAGUUUUAUGCACUUGUAUCUCAGGAACUGCAGAGAGCUGACUUGGGUCUCUGGAGAGGGGAGGAAGUAACUCUUAGCAAUCCAAAAGGAAGCCAAGAAGGGACCAAGUAUAUUCAAAACCUCCAAGGCCUGUUUGCGCUUCCCUUUGGUAGGACAGCUAAGCCAGCUCAUAUCGCAAAGGUUAAGAUGAAGUUUCGCUUCUUAGGAAAACUAAUGGCCAAGGCUAUCAUGGAUUUCAGAUUGGUGGACCUUCCCCUGGGCUUACCUUUUUAUAAAUGGAUGCUACGGCAAGAAACUUCGCUGACAUCACACGAUUUGUUUGACAUUGACCCAGUUGUAGCCAGGUCAGUGUAUCACCUUGAAGACAUCGUCCGACAGAAGAAAAGACUUGAACAAGAUAAAUCCCAGACCAAAGAGAGUCUCCAGUAUGCAUUAGAAACCCUGACUAUGAAUGGCUGCUCCGUGGAGGAUCUGGGAUUGGAUUUCACUCUGCCAGGGUUUCCUAACAUUGAACUAAAGAAAGGAGGAAAGGAUAUACCGGUCACCAUCCACAAUUUGGAGGAGUAUUUAAGACUGGUUAUAUUUUGGGCACUAAACGAAGGUGUUUCCAGGCAAUUUGAUUCAUUUAGAGAUGGAUUUGAAUCAGUCUUCCCACUCAGUCAUCUCCAGUACUUCUACCCAGAAGAACUGGAUCAGCUUCUGUGUGGUAGUAAAGCAGACACUUGGGAUGCCAAGACACUGAUGGAAUGCUGCAGACCAGAUCACGGUUACACUCAUGACAGUCGGGCUGUGAAGUUCUUGUUUGAGAUUCUCAGUAGUUUUGAUAAUGAACAGCAGAGGUUAUUUCUCCAGUUUGUGACAGGUAGCCCACGAUUGCCUGUUGGAGGCUUCCGGAGCUUGAAUCCACCUUUGACCAUUGUCCGGAAGACCUUUGAAUCAACAGAGAACCCAGAUGACUUCCUACCCUCUGUCAUGACCUGUGUGAACUAUCUUAAGUUGCCGGACUAUUCAAGCCUCGAGAUAAUGCGGGAAAAGCUGUUGAUGGCCGCGAGAGAAGGGCAGCAGUCGUUCCAUCUUUCUUGAUCACAUCAGGAAGCGCGGUGUCUGCCUGUUACAGCAAAAGACAGAAAUCAUGAUUUCUUUUCUAAAUGUGUCACCUGAGUCAAGGAAACAUGUUACGCCUUCUCGUAGGAAAAUGGCUUGCAGAAUAUAAAAGAGACCCUCGGUUCCUCUUCAUUAAUGGCCCCAUGGACUUAAAGUGAUCAGGCCCUAAAACGUUGUUGUGAUGAGGUUUCUUUAGCAAGUUCUUGUUUAAAUUAUCAUUUAUUUGACGAGUGAAGUUUUUAACUUGCUUUGCUGUGUGAAAUUUAAAAAAGGGAUGUUUUUCCAGGCUGAAACAAUAAAUGUCGCUGUGCAGUUUAAUUCUGGGCUGUGUGUAUCCAUCUAGCUAAGUCUGCAGUUUUGCUUCCUCCAAAGACAACUCUUGUACAGAAAUUCAAGCUCACGUGUGUUUGACAAAAACAGUUUAGUAGGUGAGCUCUGUGCUUUCCGCUCUGCACCCUCCCACCCUCUCUCGAGUUUCCCCACCCGACCCUUGUACUGUCUGUGCCACUCACACAGGUUUUUUGUGUACAAAAUCCACAGUUGGUACAUCUUCGUCAGCCAUGGGCUUUUGUUGUUCCAUGUUCUUAAAUUAAGAUAUAAUUUAAAAUUCAUGGAAUUGAAGUCUAUUGUCAGUAUAAGUCAGCCCUUAUAACUAGGUAGCUUUUUCUAAGAGCUUAGAUGCACCAGAGCCAUGGGGUAUCACUGGCCUCACACCAGGGACACACUAGGACUGUUUACCACAUGUGAUUCCUGCCACCGCCACCUCCCUAGUGGAGGCAGGGAGAGCUCCUUUGUUUCUUUUGUGUUGGUUAAAAAGUUCUGCAACUUGGGCUGGCCAGUGUUUAUUAUUCUAUGGUCAGAGCAUUUUGAAUUGAUAUAUAAGGUUUUAAGCAAAAUUAGCCGUUUACAUUCCCUGUUCGAGUAGAAAAACAAUUUUUUUUCUUUUCCCCUUGUUCUCGUUUUUAAGUUUUUCCCCCACCAUCUUUUGUUCCUCCAGUCUCCUCUUCCCCUCCUCCUAGUGCUCACUUGGGACAAACAGCCCGGCCUUUGUCUCGACACAGAUAGAACACCUGUAAGCAAUGCUCUGUCCAGUUUUAUGUGCUGAUUUCUCAAAUCUGCAAUAAUUCAUCAGGUUCAUGUUUUUACCUGAAAAUAAAGUUUGCUUCACCUUUUUGUUUAUAUUCUGUGCUGUAUGCAUAACUCAAUUAUAUAGAUGCAUCUCAACGCAAGCAGAUCAUCACAGCUCUAUGAUUUGCGUCAUGGCUGUUUGCGCUAUUCAAAGAGUUGAGAAUAGAAACUUGAAGAACAUAAAAACUGGAAGGAGAAUGGGAGGAGAUUCCUUCCUUCCUUCCUACAGUUCAAAAUUAAGCCAGUUGCAUAAAAUUUGAGAGAAUUUCCAUAGUUCAUCUUUCUGAAAAUGGGUGAUGAACUGAUUUUUUUUUUUUAUUGGACUUUGAGAAAUCAAUUUUGUUUGUUCUAAAGUCUUACUUCAUUGAUGUAGAAGCUCCUUUGUUCCCUAUUCCACCACCUUAGAGAAAUUCAGUGGCUUGUUUUAUUUAGAUUACUUUGUCAUUUUACACUCAAAUGGCCUUAUACGAGCAUCUUUUUAAUGAACCUGGGCAGUGACCCUGGUUGGGUGAGUUAGGUGUUAGGUGGGAUGGAGCAGUGAGUGGAGACUGAGGCACCUCCUGGGUCCUUGCAGAGGCUCUAGCGAGCAAAGGGGCUUCACCUUGGCAUCACCUUGAGGGAGCUGUGUCUCUGCAGUUCUAGAUGAACACCAUAGGACCUGUGCAGUUUAAUCAAGCAAAACUUGUUUUAAUGAGGGAACUGAUUUGUUUUUAAACUGUUCUGAAACCUAUCUUUUCACAGACUUUAAGCACAAAAGAUUUUUGCCUGAACAUAACAUUUUUGUUCCUCUUUUUUUUAAAGGAUUCUGUUGUUAAAAUUCCCACAUAUGUAUAAACAAUGUUUCCUAUUUGGAUAUCUGUAUUUACCAUUUCAGUCAUUUCAUGGCCCUGGCAAAUUUGGCCUCAUUGAUGUCAGCAUCUAAUGAGUACAUUAGUUGGUUUUUGAAUCACACUCUGGAGCUUGAUUGUUUCAAAGUCAGUAGUUAACCUGUUUAAAAGCUUUCAGUCCAACUUAACUCCUUAAUUUGGGGGUGGUGGGGGAGUUGGUCCUUGAUUAAUUAGGAGCAAGAAGACCCUUCCCAUUUUCAAGCAAUCUGCCUAGGACAGAGGCCUUAAUACUGCAUCAUAGGGAAAAAUACCCUUCAUUUGCUGUUACUCCAGUUAUGCCUUAAAUUUAUUCACUGAGUAACCCUGUCACCACUCACUGCUCUCUAAGGAUGCUUUACACAUGUAGACAGUUGGAUAUUGACUAAGACCUUGUUGUCCUUUACAGUUCUCUCUGAAGUGGAGUCAGUCAGAUAUUAGUCAUAGCUAAUACCAACUGUGGGGUUGACAUUCAGACGGUGACUGAUUUGCUCUACUUUGUAGAUGAAAAUGUUUUAAACUAUUUAAGAAGGAAGAGUUAGUGAAAUGUAUUCCCCUCCUCCCAGCCUCUCCCCUCCAACUCCACACCCCUAAAGUGAAUUGUGAGUGUCCAGUAGUCUCAUUAGGAACAGACGUGGAGAGAAUUCUAGAUGCCUUAGCUAAACCCAGCCAAACCCUUCUACACAGUCCACGGGACACUUUCUGCUCUUCCCGUGUUUCAGCUCUGCUUCCCUUAGUUGGUGGUGAUGGAGAACUGCCCUUCAACUUAGCAUUCUCUGAAGAAGGUAGUACCCUAAAGUCCUUCUGUCCCACGUUUGGCUAUACUUGUGAGUUUGGUACAUAACAUGGAAAGGAGAGGUGUAGCUGGCUGGCCGACAUCACUUCUGUCCUCCUCUGGGGCAUCCUGUGCAUAAAGGCCGUUAGGGUGAGCGACAGCCCCAACUUCCGCAUCUAAAACAUGAGAUUCAGCUCUUGCUUAUUCCACAGUAAGGAUUAUUGCCAGCAAAUUGAGCGUGUCUUCCUGUUAGUCCAACAGGUGUUGAAACUGUGCUCCCGAUUCCUGUCAGUGAGUAGACUGAGGAAAUGGGAAUGUUGCUGAUAUUCCACGGGGAAAAAAAAAAUGUGAUGAAAAAGGAGACUUGCUGGGGAACGACCUAACUGCAUUCGGAAACCAAAUCCUCCUGGGAGAGGUUCUGGAUGCUGAGGUUCAUUCUUCAUCAGCAAAGAUGAUCAAGCCUUUAAUUCAGUUAUCUAGGGCUUUGGUUGUUUUGACCCACUUUAUUUUCCCUACUGUAAUGAGAACAUUGUUUGAAAAUGUCGUACUCUGUAUUUCUAACUCUGAGAAAUGCUUUUGUAUGGGUCGUAGGUUUGACGUUGCAGUAGUUGACAUACCUGGUAAGGGAUAACCUAGUGACAAAUCACUGAAAAUGCUUCCUUUGUUACCUCAAAAGAAAAAAAAAUCCAGACAAAAUAUAGCAUUUAUAUUUAUAAAAAAUGGAGAAUUGGCUGUUUUCAAGACCUUCAAGUUAAUUCUUAUGCAAGAAAAAGUUCUUAACUCUAAAGACUUGUUCUGCAUCAAGGAGACACUCUUUAAUAUUGGAAGAGGUGGUUUUAUUUUUACAACAAGCCUACUCAUACUACCAAACUUAUAACCAAUUGCUGAUCUCCUGUGUAAAGCAUUUUUUUUCUCUUAUCUGAAACAGUGAUUUAUAUGAACUGUUGGAAUAAUGGAACCUCAAAAUACAGAUGUGUAUGUAAAAUUGCAUAAAUGCACUGACUUCCUUCUCCCUGAAUAUAUUUUUAAUAAACAGCAUUAUCC